ACCCAAUCAGGGCCCUGGAGUGCUAAGGCAGAGAGAGGAGAGACAGAGGAUAUAAGAGCCUGGAGAGAAUUAAAAUCAGCGUCCAAGUUAGCUCCCAAGGCUUGGUGAAACUCCCAGAGAAAGACUUAAAUCAUGAAGUUAAUUGCCCUCCUUUUCCUUUGCUCCAGGCUGCUACCAACUUUACCCCAGAAGUACAACUCGCAAGAAAUUGACUGCAAUGAUGAAGACAUAUUUAAGGUUGUGGACACAGCUCUGAAGACGUAUAACGAGAGAAACCAAAGUGGCAACCAGUUUGUAUUGUACCGCGUAACAGAAGUCAUCAAGACGGAGAACCCUGACAUAUUUUAUGCUGUCAAGUACGAAAUCAAGGAGGGAGACUGUCCUGUAAAAAGUGGCAAAACCUGGCAGGAUUGUGACUACAAAGACGCGGAGGAAGCUGCCACAGGAGAAUGCACAGCAACCGUGAAGAAGAGCGAGAAGACAAAAUUCUCUGUGGCUACCCAGACCUGCCAGAUUACUCCAGCUGACGGCCCCGUGGUGACACCUGGGUAUGAAUGCCUUGGCUGCGAGCAACCCAUAUCAACUGCUAGCCCAAACGUGGAACGGGUUCUGAGAUAUGCCAUUGAACAUUUUAACAACAACACUGAUAGUUCCCACCUCUUUUCUCUUAAAGAAGUAAAAAGGGCCCAGAGUCAGGUGGUGUCUGGAUGGAAGUAUGAAGUUACUUACACAAUUGCGCAAACUAACUGUUCCAAGGAGAAAUUUCUGUUCUUAACUCCAGACUGCAUGUCUCUUCUCAAUGGUGAUACCGGUGAAUGUACAGAUAAUGCAUACAUAGAUCUUCAAGACAGAAUUGCUUCCUUCUCCCAGCAAUGUGACCUUUAUCCAGGGGACGAUUUUGUACUACCACCUCCCAUGGUUUGCAUUGGCUGCCCAAGAGAAAUACCUGUCGACAGCCCAGACCUGGAAGAGCCUUUGAAACAUUCUAUCACAAAGCUUAAUGCGGAGAAUAAUGGAAAUUUCUACUUCAAGAUUGACACUGUGCACAGAGCAACAUCACAGAUUGUGGCUGGAAGAAGAUUUUCUAUUGCGUUCACGGCCAAGGAAACCACAUGUUCCAAGGAAAGUAAUAAAGAGUUGACUGCAAGUUGCGAGACCAAUAAACUUGGGGAAGUUCUACAAUGCAUUGCUGACGUUGUUGUGGUACCUUGGAUGAACACGGUUGACACUACUGUCAACUGUGGAUCACGAGGAAAGAUAUUGCGGCUGGCAAGGCCUCCAGGUUUUUCACCUUUCCGAUUAGUAGCAAGGAAGACAACAAAAGAAGGAACAACUGUAAGUCCACCCCACAUUUCCAUGGCAUUUAUACAAGAUGAAGGGCCGGAUUCAGGACAAGAACUAGGACCCACUUGUGCACAUGGCUGGGGCCAUGGAAAGCAAAUAAAACAUGACCUUGGUCAUGGCCCUAACCAUGAGCAUGACCAAGGCCAUGGGCACCAAAGGGAACACGGCCUAGACCGUGGACAUAAACAUGAGCAUGGUCACGGCCAUGGAAAACAUAAAAAUAAAGGAAAAAACAAUGGAAAGCACAAUGGUUGGAGAACAGAGCAUUUGGCAAGUUCUUCUGAAGAUAGUACUACAUCUUCUGCACAGACACAAGAGAAGACAGAAGGGCCAGCAUCCCUCCCUUCCCUAGCCCAGCCAGGAGUAGCAGUUACCUUUCCUAACUUCCAAGACUCAGAUCUCAUUGCAGCUUUGAUGACUAAUGCACCACCAACUCCAACAGAGAAUGAUGAUGCUUGGAUCCCUGACAUCCAGAUAGAGCCAAGUAGCCUUUCAUUUAACCUGAUAUCUGAUUUUCCAGAAACCUCCCCCAAAUGUCCUUGACGCCCCUGGAAGCCAGUUAAUGGAAUGACUCCAACUGUGGAAAUGAAAGAAUUUCAUGAUUUUGAUCUUUCUGAUGCUUUUAAUUAAUUUACGCAGCCAAGGGUGUUUCUUUGACACUUCAUCAUCCCCUCUCCCCAUUGUCCAAAUAUCCUGACAUAAUGCACCCAAAGCCAUGAAGCUUCAAAACAGCCCAGAGAGAAGUGGUGAGACUUACAAUGGGGACACCGUCAAUUUCUGUGGACGACAUAAAAGUGUGUGCAUAAUUCUAAA
Molecule: messenger RNA, 2157 nt
Organism: Rhinolophus ferrumequinum (greater horseshoe bat)
Lineage: Eukaryota; Metazoa; Chordata; Mammalia; Chiroptera; Rhinolophidae
Product: kininogen-1-like
Exons: 10
Coding region: 133-1887 (584 amino acids)
Biological process (GO): positive regulation of cytosolic calcium ion concentration; negative regulation of blood coagulation; negative regulation of endopeptidase activity
Cellular component (GO): extracellular region; blood microparticle
Molecular function (GO): cysteine-type endopeptidase inhibitor activity
Source: RefSeq, a predicted model, not a curated record